UAACGUUGUGCUCUCCUAUUUCUUUACAGCUCCUGUAUGACAACCCAAAAGCCCGUCAGGAAGUAGAGUAUCAUUGGCGAGCAUCGGGAUGUCCCCACAUUGUCCAUGUCCUGGAUGUUUAUGAGAAUAUACAUCAUGGAAAGAGAUGCCUCCUCAUUGUCAUGGAAUGCAUGGAAGGAGGAGAGCUGUUUAGCAGGAUCCAGGAGAGAGGCGAUCAAGCUUUCACUGAGAGAGAGGCUUCUGAAAUAAUGAGAAACAUUGGAACAGCCAUCCAGUAUCUGCAUUCAAUGAACAUUGCCCAUAGAGACGUCAAGCCUGAAAACUUGCUUUAUACAUCUAAAGAGAAGGAUACUGUACUCAAACUCACAGACUUCGGCUUUGCCAAAGAAACCACUGUACAAAAUGCGCUGCAGACCCCCUGUUACACUCCUUAUUAUGUGGCCCCAGAAGUCCUUGGUCCUGAGAAGUAUGACAAAUCAUGUGACAUGUGGUCAUUGGGUGUCAUCACAUACAUUCUCCUGUGUGGGUUCCCUCCAUUCUACUCAAACACUGGCCAAGCCAUUUCUCCAGGGAUGAAGAGAAGAAUUCGGAUGGGGCAAUAUGGUUUUCCCAAUCCAGAGUGGGCUGAAGUAUCAGAGGAAG
Messenger RNA from Leptosomus discolor (cuckoo roller), 642 nucleotides. Lineage: Eukaryota; Metazoa; Chordata; Aves; Leptosomiformes; Leptosomidae. The record is from RefSeq and is a predicted model, not a curated record.